This is a messenger RNA of Chelonoidis abingdonii (Abingdon island giant tortoise), 600 nucleotides long. The record is from RefSeq and is a predicted model, not a curated record. NCBI's taxonomy places the organism in Eukaryota, Metazoa, Chordata, Testudines, Testudinidae.
AUGGCGCUCCUGGCUCCCCUCGUGCUGGGGGCCUGGCUGGCGGCGGGGGCCGGGGGUUGCCUGCAGUGUGACCGGCAGAUCCGCAGCACCCUGGAAUCGCUCCGCACUGGCCUGGUGCCCCGGCAGAUCCGCGACAGCCGCCUGCGGGCGCGGGCCCAGGUCCUGCUGCGCGGCAUGGAGGGCGAGUUCUUCCGCCACUAUGCCACCAGCCAGUUUGCGGGCACAGCCGCUCUGAGCAGCAUCAACGCCCUGAUCCACCGCGUGAGGCUGACGGCAGCUGGCCUGGAACGAAGCGCCCUAACAGACCAGGCCCUGCUGGACGCACUGGUAGCUUACAGGCGCAGAACAACCAUGGAGCUGAAAUCGGCUCUGAAGGACCAUCAGGCAAAAGCUUGUAACCCCAAAACCUGUGGCUGGCUCUACUAUGACGUCUUCGACUGCACCAGCUGCAGGAAGGCCAAAGCCGUGUGUCUGAAGCAGCACCACUGCCUUGAGUCGGCUGCAUCCCCCGAGACCCCUCCAGAGCCGCCUGCAUUUCCGGAGACCCCCAGAACGGCCGCAUCCCCUACGAGCGAGCAGUCGCUGUCCGUGCCCAUCUGA